Molecule: messenger RNA, 1112 nt
Organism: Andrographis paniculata
Lineage: Eukaryota; Viridiplantae; Streptophyta; Magnoliopsida; Lamiales; Acanthaceae
Product: geranylgeranyl pyrophosphate synthase, chloroplastic/chromoplastic-like
Exons: 1
Coding region: 17-1105 (362 amino acids)
Biological process (GO): isoprenoid biosynthetic process
Molecular function (GO): prenyltransferase activity
Source: RefSeq, a predicted model, not a curated record
AUCACAGAGCACAACAAUGGCAUCACUUGUACAGGCCAUCCCUGUUGUAACUAAUCAAACUUCAUCCCAACAAAAACGCUUCCUCAAACACAAACCCCCAAACAAACAAAAUCCCACAAUCUACUGUGAGAAAAUGACAAAAACACAUCCCACCAAUGCCACAAAUAAUUCGUCAAUCAUAGCACCAGCAGCAACAACAGCAACCACCAGAAAGAUCCCAAGUUUCAGUUUCGAAGCAUACCUGUCGGAAAAGGCUGAUAAGGUGAACAGAGCCUUGGAUGAAGCUAUCCCACUGCAGAAGCCAAUGAAGAUUCACCAAGCCAUGAGAUACUCCCUCCUCGCAGGCGGGAAGCGCGUGCGCCCCAUCCUUUGCCUUGCUGCCUGCAGCCUCGUUGGAGGGGAUGACGCCACGGCCAUGCCCAUAGCCUGUGCGGUUGAGAUGAUCCACACCAUGUCUCUCAUCCAUGAUGACCUCCCAUGCAUGGACAACGAUGACCUACGCAGAGGGAGGCCCACAAACCACAAGGUGUUUGGUGAGGAUACAGCAGUCCUGGCCGGGGAUGCCCUGCUGUCCCUUGCUUUCAAUCAUGUUGCGGAAAAGACUAAGAAUGUGGAGCAUUGCAGAGUAGUCAGGGCCAUUGCAGAGCUGGCACUGGCAAUCGGGUCAGAAGGGCUUGUUGCCGGGCAGAUAGUGGACUUGGACAGUGAAGGGGAGAAGAUCAGUUUGAACGAACUGGAGUACAUCCAUGUGCACAAGACUUCGAUGCUACUGGAGGCUGCUGCUGUCUGUGGAGGAAUCCUUGGUGGAGGGGAGAGCACCGAGGUAGAGUCGCUUAGGAAGUAUGCAAGAUGCAUCGGGCUACUUUUCCAGGUGGUGGAUGACAUACUUGAUGUGACAAAGUCAUCAGAGCAAUUGGGCAAGACAGCAGGGAAAGACCUGGCAACAGAGAAAGCAACUUACCCGAGGCUUAUGGGGCUGGCGAAGGCCAGGGAGUUUGCUGGAGAGCUUGCAAGGAAAGCUGUGGACGAGCUCAGCCACUUCGAUGCUUUAAAGGCGGCUCCGCUGUAUCAUUUGGCAGGUUACUUAGCUACCCGUCAGAAUUGAUCUAGGG